GCUAAACUGCACUGGUUAUAAACAAACGCAGAUAUUGGAGGAUACACGUAGCGACGAGAGCGGCGACAAGGCUUUGGAUUGCUGCGUUACCGCGACAUCGCCUGAAAGUUUUUAAGGAAAAAUGCAUCUGCCAGACGGUCCCAUCGGGAUGGAUAACUUCGGCGCCAUUCACGACACCCUCAGGGCUUGCCACGGGGACUUAGUGCAGACCGGAAGUCCGGCGAUACUCUGCAGCGCUCUGCCGACUCAUUGGAGGUCGAACAAGUCUCUUCCAGUUGCGUUCAAGGUGGUUGCUCUCGACGAUGUCGUCGAUGGUACGCUGGUCACAAUCCGUGCCGGAAACGAUGAGAACUGCACCGGAGAACUGAGGAAUUACACGGCGGAGAUGAAGAACCAAGUAGCCAAGUUCAACGACCUUAGAUUCGUCGGUCGCAGCGGAAGAGGAAAGUUGUUCUCCCUAACGAUCCAGAUCAACACGGUACCCUUCCAAGUCGCGACGUACACCAAGGCGAUCAAGGUCACCGUCGACGGACCUCGGGAACCGAGAUCAAAGUCGAAUUACCAAUACGGACCCGGAUUCUCGGGACUUGGACUCUUGAAUCCUUGGCUGGACGCCGCGUAUCUGGGACACGCUUGGCACAUGCCGCAUCCGGCGCUCGUCAAAGGAUCUCUGCCGUUGCCGACUCCGGAUAUGUUCCUUCCGGCCUUCGCGCCCUCGGUGCCAACGUCCACGUAUCCGUUUCCGGAACCAAUGAAGUACCCGGAAUAUGCGACGCUCCCGAAGAUCAAGGCGCCCUCGACAUCGCCGAGAAGUCCCAGCGAGAGCGGCAGCGAAUCGGAAGAGGUGCGAAGCGCUUUCGUACCGAUUCGUCUUAGCACCCUGAACCAGUCACCGCCGGUUGUUCCUGCGACGACGCCUGCAGUGCCGAAGAAACCAGCGGAGGGAGCCAGGAACGAAUUGAAGGCCCCGAAGACCCUGAUAGCCCAGAGAUCUCCGAAAAGUCCCUCCCAGACGAAAAUCUCCUCGCCGGCACCAGCGAAACCGGUCUGGAGGCCGUAUUAAAUGCCGGAUGAUUAUCAUUGGGAGAGUAUUACAUGGAUCAGAAGAAGAUGAACUUCGAGAGUAAAAGAUUGAAUUUAACCGGUGACGAUGGCAGCUGGAAGCUCGCGGAUUCGGAUUCGAGGAACGUUCGCGUAGCUUGCCUGCUUCCCGGUUAUUGGAUUAUAAGUACUCGAAACCGAGGCAAGUCGGUCGGUCAACAAUAAAUCCGUCGUAAAAGUUCUUAUUUCCCUUCAGUUUUAUGAAGGGGAGAAAACUGUGGUCAUAGGAUCAACGGAUUUGACAAAGUUAAACGUGAAGUCUCUUGUAAAUUAACCUACCUUAAACGCCUAAUUAUACAAAUAUAUAUAAAU
Diprion similis is the source of this 1413-nucleotide messenger RNA. RefSeq names its product segmentation protein Runt-like. Lineage: Eukaryota; Metazoa; Arthropoda; Insecta; Hymenoptera; Diprionidae. Gene Ontology annotation, cellular component: nucleus. The record is from RefSeq and is a predicted model, not a curated record. Gene Ontology annotation, molecular function: RNA polymerase II cis-regulatory region sequence-specific DNA binding; DNA-binding transcription factor activity, RNA polymerase II-specific; ATP binding. The transcript is spliced from 4 exons. The coding region runs from base 122 to 1063 and encodes 313 amino acids. Gene Ontology annotation, biological process: regulation of DNA-templated transcription.